CUAACAAGGGCGCGCCUGUUGGGGCAUCUUCUCGCUCACUUUCGAUUGACUAUCGUGGUAAGGAUGGGUCUGUGCAGCUACUGGACGGUUGCCGUCCCGAAGAAGUCGCCUGCAGAAGCCAUGGCUGAGAAGUGGCUCUUUGUGUUACCGAUGGGAAGCAACUUCUUUGCCCGGUUCGACUGCAUUCGGUUUCACCGGGCGUGGCUCUGCUUGGCGUGCUGCCUCGUCCAGUUUUGCGCUGGGUCGAUCUACUCGUUCACGCUGGUCGCCGACGACUUGGACAUGUUCUUUUCUGGCACCAAAACCAAGCAAUGCAUGCAAGCACUCCUGUUGGCGUACGUAUGCUUGGGGGCGACCGCGGCACUUUCUGGGCCAUUCCUCGAGCGUAAUGGUCCUCGGAUCGGCAUGACCAUCGGUACAGUCAUGGUUGCGUUGGGGCACAUAUUUGCUCAAGCUGGCGUGAUGCGAAAAGACCUGAAGUGGCUCAUGGUGGCGUAUGGUGUAUGUGUCGGCAUUGGGUUUGGUUUGCUGCUGAUCACGUCGAUUUCGACCGUUCAAAAGUGGUUUCCCGACCUGCGCGGGUCCGUGACAGGUCUCGCUGUCAUCUUUUUUGGCAUCGGAAACGCAGUCUUUAUCAAGGCAUUCAGCACCUUUGUUGCGCACAACGCCGUGCCGAGGCUCUUUUGGGAGACAGGCGUCGCGACUGUCGUUGUCUUGAUUUUGUGCACUCUGAUUAUUCGAACUCCCCCUGCGACGUUUACCGUCCGCGGGCAAGACACGCACUGUGUUCCUGUCAGCCGGGCUCCUUCCCCUGACCUUGUGCAAGACGAAUACCUCAAAAUUGGCAUGACGUUUGUCAACUAUUCCGCCGUGCAAAGCGAGCUCGACGGCACGGACGGUCACUACUUUCAACAAGUCAAGGCGCUCAGUUUGAUGCAGUGUAUUUUCUCGACCGAUUUCGUGUGCAUGUAUAUCGCGUUUGCCGCGUGCAUUAUGCCCAUCGUGAUCUUCAUUCCUCAAGCCCAAAGCAUGCAAGGGCUCCUUAAAAUCGACAACCUGACCUUUAUGACGUACACGUAUCUGGCUAAUCUGUCGGGACGACUCUGCGCCCCGGUCAUCUCCGACUUGUUGAUUCGAGUGUGCUAUGCCAACCCAGCGUUCGCUCGCAAAGUCGUGUUCGUCGCGCUGCUGGCCAUCGAAUGCGUGGCCCUCUUCAUCCUGCCCCACCACAGCCACAACGCCACCACUCGCCAAUGGCUGUCCAACGCUCUCACGUUCUCGUCGGGGGGUGGCCUUGCCCUCAUGCCAUGCUUCAUCACGGACAUGUUUGGUGUGUACAACUCGGGCUCCAUGUAUGGGCUGAUCUGGACGAGUUGGUCGCUGGGGGCGGCCAUCUCGUGGCGCCAGCUUGACGGGGCGACGUUGACCAUGGCAUUGUACGAGGCGCAGCUACACUGGAUGCUCAUUCUGACUGCGACGGCCCUCGGCUUGAUGCUAUUUGUUCGGACGAAUUCCUGCGAUCGGUUCUUCUAUGGGUACCAGUUCAGCGCGUGCGACAAGAUCUUGGUACAAGUGCCAUUUCGACGCCACCUUGUGCGCGAAGACCCCAUCCUUGACAGCAUGAGCUUCACAACUCACACCCCGCGCAGCCACGAUGCUGUCCCGACAGACGGAUUUGUCCUCUGGAGCGGCGAAGGGUCCACCGGGAAAUACGUUCGCCAUGUCGUAACAUAGGGUGUCACCGGGGGUAUCGUGGCGCUAGUUGUCAAUUUGUUGAAUUGAUUCGAUGUGAAUUUGUUGGAAA
Molecule: messenger RNA, 1804 nt
Organism: Aphanomyces invadans
Lineage: Eukaryota; Oomycota; Saprolegniomycetes; Saprolegniales; Verrucalvaceae
Exons: 4
Coding region: 64-1734 (556 amino acids)
Biological process (GO): transmembrane transport
Molecular function (GO): transmembrane transporter activity
Source: RefSeq, a predicted model, not a curated record